Messenger RNA from Lasiosphaeria miniovina, 867 nucleotides. RefSeq names its product ketose-bisphosphate aldolase. Lineage: Eukaryota; Fungi; Ascomycota; Sordariomycetes; Sordariales; Lasiosphaeriaceae. Gene Ontology annotation, molecular function: aldehyde-lyase activity; zinc ion binding. The coding region runs from base 1 to 867 and encodes 288 amino acids. The transcript has a single exon. The record is from RefSeq and is a predicted model, not a curated record. Gene Ontology annotation, biological process: carbohydrate metabolic process.
AUGACGCGCCCGCCAUUCUCCGAGAACCGGUCCAUGUCCAUUUUGAAUGCGGCCAAGGCCGGCGGUUAUGGCGUCCCGGGCAUGUGCUGCUACAACAUCGAGUCCAUCAUCGCAACGGUGAGGGCGGCCGAGGCGGCCCGCUCGCCUGCCAUGGUGCUGCUGUUCCCCUGGGCAAUCCAGUACGCGGGAGAUUCGCUCGUGAAGGCGGCGGCCGACGCGGCACACAGCGCCAGCGUGCCCGUGUCGCUGCACCUGGACCACUGCCAGACGCCGGAGCUGGUGCGGCGCGCAGCCGACAUCCCGGACGGCUUCGACAGCAUCAUGUGCGAUAUGAGCCACUACGAAAAGGAUGAGAACCUCAAGCUGACGGCCGAGCUGGUCAAAUACUGCCACGAGCGCGGCAUCGCGGCCGAGGCUGAGCCGGGGCGCAUCGAGGGCGGCGAGGACGGCGUCGCCGAGACGGUUGAUCUCGAGGGGGUGCUGACGACACCCGAGCAGGCCGAGGAGUUUGUGGCGACGGGCAUCGACAUGCUGGCGCCGGCGUUUGGGAACGUGCACGGCGAGUACGGGCCGCGUGGCAUCCAGCUCGAGUACGAGCGGCUGCAGAGCAUCAACGAGGCCGUCGGCGACCGCGUCAGGCUCGUGCUGCACGGCGCCGACCCGUUCGACGAGACCAUCUUCAAUAAGUGCAUGGCGGCGGGCGUGACAAAGAUCAACAUCAACAAAGGCAUGAACGACCACUACGCACGCGUGCAGAAGGACAUGCAGGGAAAGCCCCUGACCAGCGUGAUUGAGGCGGGUACAAAUGCCAUGCAGGUCGCCAUUGAGAAAUACAUGCACUGGCUGGGGAGCGCUGGGAAGGCCUAG